GAAACGAAGAAAGCGCAAAUGCUCCAAUUCUCCAGCUGUUUUUUCAAUGACAUCACUAAAAGUCAUAUAUUCGAAGUAUGUGGUUUGGGCUUCCUGUGUCAARGAUUAAGGCACUUUAUCUGAGAAGUAAUGUAGAAUGUAUCGAAUGACACGAUAUUACAAACUGUUUUAUCAUUGGGCGGUAAGUAACAUGAUACAAUUCAAUCUACUAUCAAAUCUGUUACUGUUACAGAAGAUUAUACACCGUCUUAAUUCCAUUUCUGCUUCCAAAAACCCGAACCUCUUAGCAUAUGGUUCAUGAAUAGACAAUUUUUGGUAUUCUAUUCAAAAAACCAGUAGAGUGCAAUACGUCCUUACGGUUGCUAAGCAAUCGUUCCAUUAAUUGUGAUUCGACGCGUGGAUUUUGUCUGUUAUUGCAGAAAACACGAGUCAGAUUAUCUCUCGUCUUGAAAGACAGAAAAURUCUCACUCGAAACGCCUGAUAAAACUACAAUAUACGUUUAGAAUCCUAGUAAAUACGUUCAAAAAUUUUCAGAUUGCUGUUGUAGGGACGAAUUGGUUAGCACCGAGAAUAUACAGUAGCUUGGAAGUGCACUUAUCGACGAAGUAUUUACCUCAAGCGUAAAGAAAUAUAAGGAAGCUCCUGAUUAAAGACGGUUAAAGAUCCUGCACUACCAACCACGACAAUGAAGAGAUUCUUGCAGUCUGCUUUGACCUUAGGUUUCUUUCUAGCUUUUCUUUACCGAGCGUCAGCCCUUAAGUGCCUUAAGUGCUUCUCCUACAAGUCCACCCAAGACUGUAACGAACGAAUGGCCUCAGUUACCUGCGACGAAGGCUUCGAUCGCUGCAGCAACACGACAGUAGAACUCUACGCUGCAUUCAUGAACGAAGCGAUCGUCGGCUACCAACUCGACUGCGCCAGACAAAUCGAAUGCCAAGAGAAUAAGUGUGCCCGUCACUUUGGUAUUAAUAUGGGAAUCCAAAACUACCGGAAAUGCGUCAUAUCCUGUUGCCAAGACAACCUAUGUCCUUUUAGUCCAAACAUCACCACACUGCGGCCACCGUCCAACGAAAAUGACGUGGGAGGCCCUGCCAAAGGUGCACGAGGAGGGGUAGGAAGAGUAGUUAUUGCUUCUUCGAUGCUCGGGAUAAUUCUUGGAAUUCAUUCCCUGGUGAUCUCUUAAGAUAGAAACUUUUUUUCAUGGUGUGGACUUCCUGUGGGAUAUUUAACCGAGGAGUCCAAAAGACUGGGACGAGCAAUGAAUGUUUUCUAAAUUUAUGAUUUUGUUUAAAAAAAGUUGAAGUUGGCCUUUUUCGCUGGCGUUUCUCUUGCAUUGGGAUCCCUGUAUAAUAGAGACUUGCUCCGUCGUUCGCUGACUCUUUCGGUCGGAUAUCUACACAUCACAGGUAGCCCGGUAAURCAGCAAGCGAGAAACCCAAAGCAAAGAGAUACGUCGGUGAAGGAAGCUAAUGUAAAUAAACGUGACUUAAAAUAACUUCAUAGUAAUCUUACAUAUUAGUUACUCAAACGUUUUCUGAUUGGCUGGUCUUUAUUCCAACAUGGCGUGCACGGUGUACGAAAAUGGGUUAUAUAAGAAGUCUAGAGUUAAGAAAAUACCUUGAGUAAAUCCUUCAAGAUUUCCUCUAUUUAGCGUACAAAGUUUGUUCACGCUAAAUUUUGGUCUCCUCAUAGCCACGUGACUAUGUUCCAGGUGGAAUUUUCGUUUGUGCAUGACGUCAUAGCCGCCAUCUUGGAUGAAUUUAACAAAAGCAUUGUCAAAUAAUUCUUUUGUUGUAUCAACCAACAUAUUGUUGUUUUACUCUGCAAACCUUUUUUAUGGAUAGUACGUCAUAAAAAUAGUAAAAUUCAAAGGGACGUAUUGUUUUGAUAAAAUAAAUAUUAAUAUUAAUAAUAUAUUAAUAACAUUUUAAUAAUAUUUAAUGCUAACUUGUUUAACAUUUAUUUUUAUCUUAAAUAUUUUUAACGUCUCAAUCACGAGUAUAGCACGUGAUCAGCACGUGAUAAAAGCAAUUAUGGUUUACCUUUAAAAUAAUUUUCAGUCAAAUAUGAUUAACACAAGACGUGUUGACUUUCAAAGUCACGCCUUCGGAAUUGUCACGUUUUAUAGCACUGUUACAGAUCACGUGACAAUUGAUCUCUCGUAUCUUAAAUUAGCUCUUUGUAGUUUGCUUGAAAAUUACACUGACAAUAUUGAACUCA
Actinia tenebrosa (Australian red waratah sea anemone) is the source of this 2221-nucleotide messenger RNA. RefSeq lists its product as uncharacterized. The record is from RefSeq and is a predicted model, not a curated record. NCBI's taxonomy places the organism in Eukaryota, Metazoa, Cnidaria, Anthozoa, Actiniaria, Actiniidae.